This is a messenger RNA of Lytechinus variegatus (green sea urchin), 5821 nucleotides long. Its product is annotated as cAMP-regulated phosphoprotein 21-like. Lineage: Eukaryota; Metazoa; Echinodermata; Echinoidea; Temnopleuroida; Toxopneustidae. The transcript is spliced from 19 exons. The record is from RefSeq and is a predicted model, not a curated record. Bases 752 to 4852 code for a protein of 1366 amino acids. Gene Ontology annotation, molecular function: nucleic acid binding.
GAAAUAUGUGAAAAUUUGGAGGAAAUGGAUCUUCCUCCACCAAUUUCAUUCUUGGGGGAAUCCCAAGUAAUCAUUACGCAGGAUGUGUGCAUGCGAUCAUGUUUGCCAAAUUCCCAGAAUUGAGCAAUAUUCAAUCAAUCAAGUAUUUAUUCGGUUUUGGGGUCAGAUAAUAAGCAGGGAAUAAGCUGUAGAUUGCAUUGUUCAGCCAAAACAAGUGGAAGUCCAACACGGAUUGUGUACGAGUUUUCGUAAUUGCACUGGAAGACUUUUUAUAAUUUUUCUAUUUUUACUGAGUUUACUUUGUGUUUGUUGAAAGGUUAAAACAAUGGUAAAUCCCUCCAUCUGAUCUUGAAAAUCAGUAUGACAAUCUUCAGAAGAGACAAUCAGUAAUGAUUCUGUAGACCGCAAUCCCACAACCCAUCAUUAGGCAGCCAUCGCAGCUGACAACUCAAAGGCCGAUUCAGUGCAAUUUUCAAGGAAACAGGGAUUAAAACAAGAAACAGCAUUCGGGGCGGCCACCUUCUCGCAGAGAGGACUUACCUGCACGGAGCUGUUCAGUAGAACUAUUCAUAUAAUGGGAAUGACACUGUCAACAUCACAUUAAAGAAAAUAUGUGCAAGAAAACGAUACAACGUAACCUACCAAAUCUGAGAAGACAUCCAGUAGAAUGAUGCCAGUCAGCAAUUAUCACAUACAAGAGGUAGAGCUAGAAGACUAGAUCCUGAAUUUCUGCAGCUAACCCAAGACCACCAUGGAUCCAAAGAUUACGAUAGGAGAGAAGAAUGGCAAGGACAAGGUAGCAGAUGUGCCUUUGCCACCCGACAUAGCAGAGAUACGGAUUGAUGUACCAGACACGACAACCUACAGUAAGACAGAACCCAGUAAACAGGAAUCCAAGCCCCAAAGUGCCACCAAAAACAAUGACCUAAAGAAACAGGAAAGCAAACGCAAUGCCAUGCUUACCAAGAAGAACUCCUUUGAUCGCUCCUUUGACAGUGACAAAGGGAAGGAAGGGAACGGGAGGGGACGGUUGCGCAAGGAGCGCUCGUUUGAAUCGAUGAAAAAGGACUCGCCGGGAGGGCGGAAUUCCGAGGGGCAGAACAAGAAACAUGACUGUUCGGGGAAGUCGGGCGGGGGACGCAACCCCAAGUUGGGAAGGCGUAUGGGUUCGGAAGAAGGAGCCAAGUCAGAAGGGGAGGGGAAUGCCAGGUUGAGGAGACAAACGUCGCAAGAGGAGGCAGAUUCAUCGUCAAGACGGAGAGCCAAUGCAAAGAAGUUUCUGUUAAGAAGCCAGCCUGUUUCCGAUGAUAUGUCGCCGCCAUCUACUCCUGAACUCAACUUUGGUGAGGACGAUAAGAGGAUACGAAGGCUUACUCACCAGCUGAGUAAUGAGACACCAUCAAACCGAGUCCACAAGCAGGCCAGUCUAGAGGCUCGCAGCGAGCCAGCUCUCUCAAGAGAACCUAGUCAAGAGAGAGAAAUCUACACAGAUUCCAGUGGAGUUGACCUGCACCAGUUCAUCGUUGAUACGCUACAAAAGGCCAAUGACCGAACCAUGCUACUCAAACUUGAGAAUGAGCUCACCAGAUUCAUACAGUCUGAUGAGCACAUGCUCAAGUUCCCACCCAUGACGUCCUAUCAUCGGAUGAUUGUCCACAGAGUGGCCGCCUACUUUGGACUAGAUCACAAUGUGGAUCAAUCAGGGAAGGCUGUGGUUGUCAACAAGACACCAAACACAAGAAUACCUGAGCAGAAGUUCCGGGAACACAUCAAAGAAGAGCCUUUAGAAAGCACAGCAAAGAAGAUACUUAAAAGAGAUACCACUAGCUUUGAUGACAAGGAUGAUGAGGGCCGAGAUAAGGGCGAAUUAAAAGACGAUAAAAGGAGCAAGUCUUUUGAAGAGAGGCAUGAGGAAUAUGAGAAAGCAAGAGCCAGAAUUUUUAACCAAGAAGUGACUACGCCGGAAGGUUUAACAGUAGAGCCACCCAUCAACCGACCAAAGAGCAUUCUGCAGGCCACCAGCAGGCAGAACAGUGGCACUUCUGAUGAUUCCUCAUCGUCCCAUUGGCAGAAGGAUCGCCCAUGGAGCAGCGUGGACUCCAGCGGCUCGGAAAGGCCUUCCAUCCCUGCCGUCACCAAGGCAAGCAGCUUCGCUGGAAGUCUCUCCCAGAAGGUUCUCCUGAGGACGGACAGUAGCGCCAGUAGUCGAUCCAGCAGCAGUUUGGGCAGCAGAGGCAGUCUAGGGAAGCUCCAUCCAAUGGAUUCCGUUGAUCGUGGAGCAAGUAGCCCACAUGGUCAGGUCCGUGGGUUCCCUACUGGCUUCCCUUACCAGCCAACCUUAGGUCCCAUCAGCCAGGCACCACCAGUCCCCUCUCAGCUACCCCAGCAGCCUACAUCACCUUACUCCUCCCAACCCUCGCUUCAACAAGGCCCUCAGGUCACCUGGACAAGUUCAUUCCCCAUGUCUGCCGGGGGUCAUGCCUUACAGUCACAGCCUCAGCUACACCCUCUGGCAGCUCAGCAGCAGCAACAGCAACAACAGCAGCAACAACAUCAAGGGCAGGCCGGUCAACCCCACACCCAUACCGGAGUGCCGCUCAUCGUACAGCAAGGAGCCAUACCGCAGCAUGCCGGGCCAGGGAUCGGACAGCCGGUGCUCUUUGCAACUUCCAAUAUUGAGAAUGUACCCCCUGGGAGCUUCAUCAUCAAUCCACAAACUGGUUCUCCAUUCCUGAAUCAAGAUGGCACCCCGAUGGUAGUCCAAGCCCCCGCCCACGCUCAACCCCCAUCGUCCAAUCAGCUGCAGGCUAAUGCAUCGGGCCACUCCCUUCCUACCCAGACUGGCCCACAGCUAGCAGCCAGCCAGGGAAGCUUAGUUCAACAUAGCCAACCUAUGGUUUCCUCCUCCACCCAUCCCGCCCUACUGGGCUAUGGCCAUUCUGUAGUCGGAGCCGGCGGGGUGGGGGGUUUUGGACAUACCCCCAGCCAGGGGGGUAUUCACCCAUCCUCCUACCAGGCACAUCAGCACCAUACCCAGCAGCAGACCGCAGCAAUGGUCCCACACCAGCACUCUGGGGAGUUUGCUGACAUGAGCAGUCAGAUGCAGGGUCUUACCCUAUCAAGGCAGAUAUCGGGAGGCGAUUCAGAACCAGUACCAAGUGGAAGCCAGCAUGUACCUCUAGCGAUCCAACAGCAACAGCCGGGUGCAAUACCACAGUCCUCUCAGCAACAUCCUGGACCACACCCGCAACAUCAGCAGCAGCAACAGCAGCAGCAACCCCAACCACCCAUCCUCCAGAUACAGCCCCAACAAGGUUUGAACCAACCGUUUAUGAUCAGGCAGGUUGGAGGACCAGGAGGGGGAGGAGGUGGUGGUGGUGGUGGUGGAGGAGCAGGGGGAGGAGGAGCAGGGGGUAUUCCUACAUCACCACAAGGCAUUCAUCCACAUUCUUCAUCAGCUCAACAACCCCCUUCGCAUCACCAAGGGCCGCAGCCUCAAGGCAUCGGACAACAACAAGGCAUUCCGCAAUCACACCAACAGGUUUUAUAUAGUGGUCAGCCACAGCAAGCUGCAGCGUACAGAGCAUCCUCAGCUUCCCAGCUUUACAACCCCCAAGCCGUCCAAGGUAUGCCCCCGUCCCAAGCCCAUGGUCAGCAUCCAGUUUCUAGCAGCCAACCACCCCAGCUUGUCCAGCCCACGGGGGGCAUCAUGUACCCUUCUAACCAGCAAGGCGGUGCUACUACACCCCAAGGGUUCUACACAGCGCAAGGUUUCCCUGGCAUGGGGAUGAUGUCUCCUCAACAACCGCCCGGCCAACAGCCAGGACAGCCCCAAAUCGUUUACCAGUCACCUAUGGACCAGCCCUCUAGCUCUUCCCACCAGGGUGUACCAGUACUCUAUCAGUCUCAGAUGCACCAGGGUGGGGGUGCCCCUCCUCAUUAUGGCCCCACCCUGCCUAGCCCAGGGGAUGUGCCAAGGUCUACCUCACCGAGCUCCCAGCAAAUCCAUCAUGGCUUGCCCAUGACAGUGGUUGUUGGCCAGCAGCAGCAGCAGCAACAACAACAGCAACAACUGUUGGGUCAAGGGCCCGGUAUGCUAGGUAGCCAACGUCCCCAAUCCCCACAGAUCAUUGGCCCUGGUGUGUCAUAUCCCCAGUCUGUGCCUUCUACUGGUCCAGGGAGCACAGGUGCUGGUGGUCCAGGCCUUCUAUCGCAGAUGGGAUACAACCCAUUACAGCAGAGGAGAGGACUUAGUCUAGAACAGCACGGUGUCAGGUCAAGGGAUUUAUAUGCACCAGGUAUUGGUGUUGGUAUGCUACCUCAAGGAAUACAUAGCCCUGGAACAUCACCGUCACAGAGUCCUGGACCUCCUCUACCAAGACCUGGCAUUCAAGACAAAGGUAUCAGGCCUUCAAAAUCAUCCAAGCAAUCCAAAGCUCCCAGGAGACAACGUAAAGUGCAACAAGGAGAUAGUUUAAUGGUCUCAGAGAGUCUAGAAUCACAUGGUCCAUCCGAGAUAUUAGAAGUAUGUACAUUAUCAGGUGAUACCACAUGCGGUGCCCUAUUGGCCAGCCUAGAUGACCUUUUACGAGUAGGAGCCGACCUCCGCUGGCUGCCCAACAAUACUCCAGCCUCCCAGGCUCUGCAGUCUCACCAAGUAGACUCUGCUGACAGAUGCUCAAACUACGUGGUACUAGCUAUAUUCCCAGUCCCCGAAGCCGCGCAGAGCGCCCUCGGUCGACCUCUCCACCCCAAUUACGUUCUUCGGCCGCCCGAACGAGACCACUCGAUGCGGUUAUCGCUUGCCUCUUCACCGUCAUCGUCGUCGUCACCGCUGCCACCUAUAUCAUAACCACACUGUACCCUGCAUGCCUAGGACAUUUGUAUACACACCUAGAAGUCUUUGUCAGUGAAUUUCUUGUCUUAAAUCAUCUGUUUUCAUUGUUCGUUAUGUCCCUUUUUCAUGUGUAAUCACUCAUUGUGCAAGUUGUAUGAGCAACACAGCUUCCUUACGAUGGCAAGAUUAGAUUGAUUUUCCUUGACAAAUUUCUUUUCUGCAAAUAAAUUGCAUUCAAACAAAUCAUUAUUUCAAUUGAAGUAACUAACCAUACAAAGUUGAUUCUAAACCUAUUGAUAAAAAUAGUUAUAGGCUGUUCUAUAUAAAAAUGUCCCUUGAAAUAAUGAAUUAAUAUGCUGUUCUCCAUCAGUCCUAGUUAGCUAAAUCCUGAGAUUAUUAUAUUCAGAUCAUUUAUCUUCAGGAUUUAUGUAUUUUUUACAUUAAAAAAAUUUAUUCAUUUAUUAAAUUAGAUUAAUAGACAUUUGUUUAGGUCUUUUGUUCAUUUGUUUAAUUCUUUUCAUUUUUUUCUCUCUUUUAUUCACUAUAUUAAAGGGGUGUCAUUUUUGUUGAUGGUCUUAGCAGUAUUGUAAGUUCAUACUGGAAUGAUAUGUAUCUGUUCUGAUCAUUUAAUCCAAGCCCUUUACCAAAGUAUAUUAUGGAGAACCAAAGACAAAUAGGUGUACAACUCAGUGUAAGGGUACUUUGUGUUCGGGGAUCUAUAUAGCACAAAUAUAUCUAUGCUUUUACUCCUGAAAUUUAUCAUAGAAUUUGAACAGUGCUACAUGUUUUUGAUAAUCAAGUGUAAUGAAUACUCGCUGAUAAAAUAAUGAAACGAUUGAAUAAUCACCCUGUAAUACCAUUAACCAUUGUAGGUCCUCUCAUGUUUAUAUCUUUUGUAUAUCCAGUUGCGAUGUGUGAUUUUAGCCUACCUCUUCGUAAUAAUUUAUGCACCAAAUCUAACUUACACAUGAUAAAUAUCGGCUA